CACAUAUAUUGUUGCAAAUCUGUAAACAAUAGAACAUGUUGACAGAUAGCACGUGGUGUUGUUUACUGUGGAGCAGUUUAGGUUAGGAUGACGUCACGAGCGGAUCCAAAAUGGCGAACAUAGUGACAAGUAAAUGACAAUGAGUGAAACGAGAAGAUGAAUAUGACGAUGUGAAGACAAUUUAUAAUUAUGUUUCACUUUGAGAUAGUUAUAUACAAUCAUGGGUAAAUUUUAACGGUGAUUUUGGCACCAGAGCCCCCAUGGAACGCGUUCGACAGUUGUUGAGCGCAUGCGAGCACGGGGAAGCCCCUGUGGUCCAGACUUUGCUGGAUGAGGGGGUCGAUGUGGAUUGCGAGGACGACGAGGCAGAGAUUACCCCGCUCCAGACAGCAGCAGCCAAUGGGCAUGACCACAUUGUGCGUCUUUUGCUGAUGAGAGGCGCUGCCCUUAAUAAAACCAACAGUUAUGGAUGGACUCCUUUAAUGCAUGCUUCGAGAAAUGGACAUCCCAAUGUAGUUGCAACAUUACUACAGCAACGGCAGGCGGACAUUAAUGCUGUCACAGGUCUAGGAGCAUCAGCACUCACCUUCGCUGCCCGGGGUGGACAUAUUCAGGUGGUUCGACAGCUGGUUGAGGCGGGAAUUGAACUCUCCUCGUCAGGUGGUUCUAAUGAGUGUGACUUCACACCGCUUUUGGCAGCUGCACUCUAUGGACACGAUGCUGUGUUACGCUUUUUACUGGAUCGUGGAUGUGAUGUGAAUUUUAAGACAUCUACCUCAGGUUUGACGCCUCUCAUGGUGGCGGCAUUGAAUGGACACAUGAAGACUAGUCAGAUUUUAGUGGAGAGGGGAGCUGAUCCUAAUGUGACAAAUGCUGACAAUCGGACAGCACUAGAUAUCGCCACAAUGAGGAUGAAACGAGAAGUUGCUGCUUACUUAGACAGGAAAACAACUAACAAACCAGAGAGGGCUGCUGAAGAAAAAAAACCGGACAUCAUAGAGGCAAUAAAAUUUGGGGACAUUAAGAGAAUACGUACCAUACUAGACCAGGAUCUGAGUCAGAGAGAUGCUUGUUCCCCACAGGAGGGUGCAACCCCUUUGAUGUUUGCAGCGAUGGCUGGGCAGUUGGACAUCGCUCAGUUACUGGUAGACCAUGGCUGUGACAUGGACAAACAGGACACCAUCAGUGGAUGGACAGCUCUCAUGCAGGCCACGUACCAUGGGAGGAGACCAGUGGCAUUGUACCUGAUAGAGAGAGGUGCAGAUGUGACGAUACAGGCCAAAAACGGGUGUACAGCCUUCGACAUGGCCUCUCUCAUUGAUGAUGUGGACACUGACCUGCUACGACUUCUUGCCUCCAAAGCCAUGACGGUCAACAAAGUGGACAAAUCAAAGAAACACUGGUCAAAACAGAAUGGAGUGACUGUAUCUGCCUCCACAGAUACUAGUAUUGAUGAUACGCAAAAGAGUGGACUUCGGGGAUGGUUGAGCAGAUUAUCGAAUCGAUUUCGUAACAUUAAGAAGAUAAACGUGACCAAUCGUCUGGCUCCGAUGCCCACUCUUGAGACCUCAAAAUCUGUCCAAGAUUUAUCUUUAAAAAAUAAUUCUAGUCCCACAGUGCCAAAGAAAAUGAAUAACUUUGUUGAUCCUAUACAAACAUCACCUGUUACAAACUAUGGAACCAUGACACUGGAAAAUAAGCAGAGUGCUUCUCGCUACACACUGGAUAUCAACCCUAUGAAGUCCAAUGCCACUAGUGACACACUCAAACCUGUCAUCCCUCCAUUUCUACCCCAGCCCAGCUUUGCAAUUGAUGAUUCUCUGCCAGGCCGAAGGUCAAUGAACACCACUGGAUCAGACACUGCUAGUACAAUCAUGCCUUCACCCAUCCGUCCAUUGAUGAAACCCAUGAAGUUCUUGCCCCAGAAAAGUACAACACUAAGUUCCAGUCCUGUCAGUCCAUCAAACUCCUCGCAGUUAUCUAAUAGCAAUGGUAACCAUAGCAACCCUAGUCCAGGUUCAUCAGGUGAUUACCAACAGAAUGGUCUGUUCUGGAGUCCACCCAACAGGUCCCCGGCCAUGUUUGCCCCCCGCAAUCCCCCACAGAGACAGUUUUAUAGGAAACCAUCCUCUGUCCCAUCUGCUUUCAAGGCCACCUCCAACACCACAUCCCCCAAUAGUUCCACCAGUGGCAGUUCAUCCAUGACCCCUCAGCGAUCACAUGGAAGGAGUGCGUCAUCGAAAGGCAGUACCACAUCCACCCUCACUCCCUCUCCCUCUCCCACACCGGGGAAGUAUGGAGAAGACCCCAACCGUGUUCUUAGUUCACUUCAUGAAAACGAUGACUCUACUGAUGAGUUGUCAGGAAUCCUAAAGAAACUGUCCCUGGAAAAAUACCAGCCAAUAUUUGAGGAACAAGAGGUGGACAUGGAAGCCUUCCUUACUCUGACAGAUACAGAUCUCAAUGAGUUAGGAAUCACUCAGACUCAAGCAAAGAGCCAGAUACUGACAGCUAUAACAGAACUCAACACUGGCAAGGGAAAGGACAGACAACAAUUUAUUGACACAAUGACCUCAUUCCAGUCCACUUUGAAAGCCAAGUCCACAGACAGCCAAACUAGUCUUUCCUCCUCUAGAUAUCAGUGGAGAGAACCAACUGAACUUGGAAACUCUUGACAUCCAGAUUUAGCAGUAUAUAUGUAACAAUUCCAGAGGUAUUCUGAACACACCUGUUACCUGUAAUUCCACGGGUAGAUAGCUAAACAGUUGCCGUCCACACGUCACAUUGCCUGUAUCUGUCACUGUGCAGUAAACCGUGGGGAAGAUGACACCACCGGGCUUUCAGUGUACAUGUUGUGUGAUGCUGUAAAGAGACAGUUUAUAUUCACCGCGUAAUUUGGAAGUCUGUUUAUCUGUGUGGGAUUAUGUUCUUAUAAUAGCAAUGCCAAAUAUCUGUUAUGUUGGUUUAUUUUUACUCCUGGAAUAACAAAGAAGUGCUUUGAAAAUUCUUUGCGAUCAGAGGUAUUUUUGAAAUACCAUUCAAAUGUAUUUGGUUCUCAACAUAGAUGAGUUAAUGUGUGUGCGUGUGUAUAAAAUCAUGUUUUAAGGGGGACAUAACUCACUGCAAAGUGUAAAAUCAGUGUAUGUUUGAAAAUGUUUACUUGCAUAUUGUAUUGAUGUUAGUGAUGCCUUAAGAUCUGCAUUGAGAUGGCAUUAUAUAGUGGGGUUUUUAUUAUUAUGUUCAAUGUAUGCAAUACAUUAUAAUCAUGUACAUGUUAAGCAUUUAAUUUUUUUUUAGUGACUCAUGAUUUCUAACACACCUCACUGCUAGAGGAAAUGGUGAUGUAUAUUUUUGUCAUCAAACUGAAUAUGUGCAAAAUGCUUGUCAUGUAUUUUGAAUGAUUCUAUAUAUAUGUUUAUAUUUUUACAUAUUGAGAAAAGUGCUUGGUUUGUUGCUUUGAAGUAUUUUAUAAACUUUGUGUUCAGUUUGUUGUUUUAUGAUAUACGUGUAUGUUUUUGAUAAUCAAACAACAUGCCUUUUUUUUUUUUUUUUUUUUUUAAGUUUAUUUAAAAUCCAUUUUCUUGGACAGUUGGCCAUACUGCUGCCUGGUUUGUUUAAUAUCAAUUCAAUCUCUGUCUAGGCUGUCUCCUUUGUAUUCUUUUAGUUUACAUUUCAAUAUCAUAAAUAAUACCAAUUGCAUUUAAGCUAUAUAUAGAUGGUCUUCAUUAGUCAGUGAUGUUGCAUGUUCUCUGUGUGAAACUUGUGUUCUCAACAAUCUUUGUGAAUGUUGGCACCUUCUUUCCAAUUUGUUUCAUACCUAUGACUUUAUUAUGACAGUCACAUUGGAUAUCAGCUGUGUAUACACAUUGCAUAGUUAACAGAGUGAGAUUUUUCUCUAUAACAGUCACACUGGGUAUCAGCUGUGUAUACACUUGCAUAGUUAACAGAGUGAGAUUUUUCUCUAUAACAGUCACACUGGAUAUCAGCUGUGUGUACACAUUGCAUAGUUAACAGAGUGAGAUUUUUCUCUUUAACAGUCACACUGGAUAUCAGCUGUGUAUACACAUUGCAUAGUUAACAGUGAGAUUUUUCCCUAUAACAGUCACACUUGAUAUCAGCUGUGUAUACACAUUGCAUAGUUAACUGAGUGAGAUUUUUCUCUCUGUGACAGUCGCAUUAGGCACAGUGUGAGCUUUGUUUGCUUAACCCCCCCCCCCCCCCCAAUACGUAUUAUUUCAAAUGUAAACCUUGAGUGAUUAUAUUGGUUAUCUUGUACUCCACUUAAAUUUUUUCAAAGGUCUAAAAUGUUGGCUUGCAACGAAAACUGCAGUCAAAUUUCUUUUGUCAUGAGAUUUUAGUAAGAUAUUUUAAAUUUUCCAUUUGCCUUAUCUUACAUUCCUAAAUCAUGUUUAGUGAGUGCACUUGUGUAUUUACAGAACAUUGAACCGGUAUACUACUAUUUCAUUGUUGAUGACACAGCUAGUGCACUCUUGUGUUGAUAUUGCACAAUUUUAUAACAUUUUGUGUUAUGGGGUGAAAGAAUUUCCAAACAGCAAGAUUGUUCCUUCUUAAACAGAUUCAGGAAAAGAAUAAACAUUUAUGCAAGAGCAGGAGAAUAGAACUGAAUUUAAUUCACAGGGGGGUUGGCAACCUAGAUGUCUUCGGAUAUUAAGAAAAUACUGUACAAUGUAUCCCUUAAAAACAACACACACAAAACACAUCUUCAUGCUUCAACAUGUAAAAAUCUAUAACAGAGUUGUGUUCGUUUGUGCAAGUAUUUUACUUUCGUGAAUUUCUUCUGAAUCCUCAAGAAUUUCAUUUUAUUGUAUGAACUUUUAAUAGUCACCAUUACAGUGCUUAAGUCAGCAGUAGAAAGUCUGGCUAGUCAAUUUCAACUUCUCUCUUACUUCAGAUGUAUUAAUUAAAUUGAGAUGAAAUACAGUCUUGGUCAAUCAUAAAUUUCAUAUUAAUACAUGGAUAAAAUUGUUGAUAUUUGUGGUUUGUAAUACAUCUCCUAUCUUUAGCUUACAAAGGGUAAUUUUGUAUCAGCAGUAUUUGAUGACAACUGGGAUUUCAGAGUAUGUUGGUAUUAAUUAAUACCAUGUCACUGUGAAGACUUGGAAGGCAAUGUUAUAGACUGUACUGAGGAAUCAUUGCUUAGGGAUGUAAUUUCGUGGAUUGGACAUAGUUUGUGUAUUAAUUGAAACAUCAUAUAAAUUUUGUAUUUUGUUGUGGUUUGAAAUUUUUUUAGGGAAAAAAUUGAACACCCAUGAAAUUGAAUGUUUCCACAGUAUUUCUGGUAAGUUUGUAAUUUUUAUUUUUGUUUUACAUGUAUGCUUGCCUAAGCCGUCCUACGAAUAGUGUACAUUAUAUUAAUUGCCUUGAGGAAUGUGAUAGUGGCAUCAUGUGAUAAUUUUUGUUAGUAAUGAAGGUCCCGUUUGUGAUUUUGAAUUAUUUUUAUGAUUAUAAAAGGUAUAUUGAAAUGUUUUAUGAAGUCAUUUACUCUUUGUACAUUUGUUUUUGUAUCUAAAAUGGGGAUUUGCAGAAUUUCACAAAACUUGCUGAAAUGUUCCGUAUGUUAGUGAUCGACACAGAAGAGAGAAUUUAUAACAGUUCUGUAUAAUUCCGUGACAUUAUUGACAACCCAAUACUCUUGUGCAUUUCAGCUGCACACCGGUCUUCUGUUUAAGCUACGCAAUUACAUGGAGACGUCACUACAUCUGUGUGUUAAUUACAGUCAAUAAAUAACCUACAAACUU
Molecule: messenger RNA, 5759 nt
Organism: Ostrea edulis (European flat oyster)
Lineage: Eukaryota; Metazoa; Mollusca; Bivalvia; Ostreida; Ostreidae
Product: ankyrin repeat and SAM domain-containing protein 6-like
Exons: 17
Coding region: 261-2675 (804 amino acids)
Molecular function (GO): protein binding
Source: RefSeq, a predicted model, not a curated record